CUCCACCCCUUAGUAUGAAAUUUGGCCUACAAAAACUAAGUCUUGGAAACAAGGUGUCACAAAUGGUUGCCAAACGACCGGGUACCAAGCCUGGUACCAAAUAAGGGGGCCAAACAAGAGGGUAUCAAGUCGACAAGGCAGGCCUGAUACCCAAGUAAGAAAUUUGGCUAAGUAUGGAAAACAAGGCGACACAACAGGGUGCCAAACGGCCGGGUACCAAGCCGGAUACCAAAUAGGAGGCCAUCCAAAAGUUAAGUCUUGGAAACAAGGCGACACAAAGGGGUGCCAAACAGCCGGGUACCAAGCCGGGUACCACAUAGGAGGUCAUCCAAAAACUAAGUCUUGGAAACAAGGUGACACAACAGGGUGCCAAAUGACCGGAUGUCAACGACGGGGUAUCAAGCCGACAAAGCAGGGCUUGGUACUUUGACAUAUAAUUUGGCUAAGUAUGAAGCAAUAGGGGGUAUCAAGCCGACAAGGUAGGCUUGAUACCAAAAGAUAUAAAAAUUGGCUAAGUAUGAAAUUAAGUCUGGAUAUCAAGCCAACAAGACGAAAUUGAUAGCCAGACAUCAGGGUAUCAAGCCAACAAGACAAGAAAUUUGACUAAGGCAUGGUGACUAGCUGAGGUGGCUACCCAACUAUGGAUGGAUCGACCAGGAUGCCGAGCUCAGCCCUUAUAAGGCCAUAUGGAGACAAAGUCCAAAGACGGGCUUGGUAGCACCUUCACGCGGUGUUUGAUCCUCACUGAACUUCUAUAGGAGUAGAGUAACUUAGAUUGUUCCCAAAAACCAUCAAAAACAUCAAACACCCUCGUUCGAACAUUGUUCGGAGAGGAGGGAACCGUGUUAUUAAUCGUUGUUCGAGAAGUCAAGGUGCAAAUCAUUUAAUUCAAACACAAGUUUUUCCUCGCCGAAAAACAAAUUGGCACACCUGGUGGGACUCUGUGUGUUUGAUUUGAUGGCUCCACGACUGAGAGAACAGGAAGUUGAUAUUUCACCAGGAGUUGUGAAGGAGUUGGCGGCCAAGUUCAAAUUUGGCCAAGCAUCAGUAAGUGUUGUUGGAAACAAUGGCAUGAUUCAGAUAUUGCCACCGGCGGCACCUUGUGCCGAUGUAACCACCACUGCCAUUUCACUCCGCUCAAUAGUGGAUGAUAACUGCAAGAUGGUGGUGGAGAACCUUCAAAUGAUGGCGGAGAUUCGUCAAUUGAUGGAAGAGAGUUUGAAUGGACUUGUUAGAAGUUCACAACAGACGAGUCUAAAACUUGCUUCUUUUAGUUCUAUGUUAGAUAGACGUUUGGAUGAAUUGCUUGAAGCAACUACAGAAAAUACAAAUUGCUUGGAUAAGUUUAAAAAAUAUUUUAUAGAACCAGUGGUUCGAGAAAUUUCUUUACCAAAAAAUGCUAUAGAUCCACCACCAAGUAUUGCUACUGAGUAUACAAGUGCCCUGUUCUUCGGUGGCCGGACUACCCAGCCACGGUCAGGGAACUUACCGCCUCCGGCAAUGAGUCAACCACCUCUUCAACAAGGCGAUUAUGACAAGAAUAUUACUAACACAUUCACCACUCAUGUAAAGCAACCGUCGCCUGUGCAGACAGUUACUCUAAAAACUGUCUCAGAGGCUAGACCAUUCUUGAACAUGAGAGUUGGUGGAGGGUUACUAGCUAUGGAUGUGCUACCACAAGUUUGCCCAACCUCGUUGCUAUCGAUGCUUAAACGGUCUGGUGGAUGCAAACCACCAGGGGGCAGGAAGAGGUGCAUGGAAGCCUACCACCUGACAAGUUGAAGAUGAAGAGUCAGGCUGGGGGGCAAAUUGAUGUCAAGAAAGGUGAACAAAAUGGUGUGUCCAACAGAACACCAUAUUUGUUUCCUAAGGAUGGCAUGGGGGGCAUAUCUCCAUCUCCGUGCAGUGGGCAGGGGACAUGUCAUCAUACAUGAAGGAUGGAGUGAGUGACAAGUCUAAGUGGGUGUUGUGACAUGCUACGACACAACACCAAACUGCGACCAAGUGUAAUCGCAGUCCGGAAAUGCAGUAAAGUGGCAAGUUCUAAUUAUCAACCCGGGGUCUAGAUCUACCGCCUACUCCGUGAAUAUCUAUUAUCUAGCCAACUAAGUCGAUUGAUUGUGGUUUUAACUAAAAGCAGUAAGAAAGCAGGAAAUAAUUCGGUUUUCUAAAGCAAGGGAAGAGUCACUCGGGAAUGAGUCCCCUAGCUCCUUAGUUAGGUCACAGUUGUAAUUACUUUUGGUUGCUUUACUGCUGAUUAUACCGCGGAAGAUCCGACAGUAGCUUGGAAUCUCUUAAGCUGACCAAGCCCUCUCAGUCAAACUACCCGGCAGACGACUAGUCUUCACCGGAAUAGAACGCUGAGGCGAUGAACACAUAACUCCACUACUGGAAUUAGAUUCUAGUACAAAGCAGUGAAUCGACUAACUCUCGUAUAAUCGAUUCACUACUACCGAUUGACGAAGCUCUAACAACCUAAUCAGAUUCUAUCUAUCUCAGGUUGCAGCGGAAAUCAAUAAAAGAUUAUCAGACUUCAAUUGACUCAUUGAAAACACUACAAUCGAUUAUAAUCAAGCAAUAUCACAAUCCAAAAGUCGUUACAACAAUGAUUCCUAACACAUAGAACUAGGGUUCUUCAUACCCAAGUGAGAGAGGGUUCUACUCCAUAGAGAGAGAGAGAGAGAGAGAGGACAACUGAAUACAAAGCCGUCAUACUCAUAGCAAUGGGAAGAAUCUGCUCUGGGAUGAUGAUCUUCACUCCAAGGAUAAUUUUCAAGCUUGAUCAAUGAAACCCAACUCCAAAACCACUCUUAGGAGGUGUUCUUCGCACUUUCUCUCUUUAGGGAUCUGUUUUUGCUCCAAAAAGUUGAUUGAUUCUCCUUUGGCUCGAAAUUGGGUUAAAACCCAGAAAUUCCCGACCACACGGGUGGGCCACACGGCCGUGUGGCUUUUUAGGCGUGCCCGUGUGAGUGUGCAAAACGCGGCGUUUCGAUAAGUGGGCUUCAGCCAUCCUACACGGCCACAACCACACGACCGUGUGGAUUUCCAGGCUGCCCGUGUGAGUUCCCUAGAAUUUCCACACGGCCACAUGGGUUCCCUUACACGGCCGUGUGGGUUUUAGGCAUGCCUGUGUGACUUCCUCGGCUUCUUGCCAAACGUCCGAUCUCCGUCCAAUCGACCCCGAAAUCGUUCCUAAACAUUCAUUCACGUACUAGGACCUGAAAUAUCACAACAAGAACAACCUAGCGUGAAAUCGGCCUAAAACACGAGAAUCAACAUCUCAAACGGCUCAAGAAUAGGGGUAAAACGUGUGCAAUUACCGGUCUAACAUGUUGCCUACCCAUGCCAUCUAUAAUUUUCAUAACUUUGACAACGUGUCAAAGAGUGCACAAGGAGGCAAGGCCCCUUGUAGAAUGCCACCCAUGAAGGGUCGACAAGGGGGCAUAUCAUCAACCACAAAAAAUAGAAAGAUACACAUGCCCAAGAAGCCACAACAAACCCAAGCCACACAUGCUUGUAGUAAGAAUGGUAGUGAAGUUGAGUUUGGCAAAGGGGGCACGUCAAAAACCAUGAACAAGGCUAUGGGGGCAUGUCUCCAACCAGUGGAAAGGGGGGCAUGUCACGUACAGUGAAGAAACGAGUGGAGAAAAAGUCUAGGAGUGUUCAUCACACCCAACCCACUCAAAAAAUUUCUAAGUAUGAU
Linum trigynum is the source of this 3703-nucleotide messenger RNA. The record is from the annotation of a GenBank genome assembly. Lineage: Eukaryota; Viridiplantae; Streptophyta; Magnoliopsida; Malpighiales; Linaceae.